AUGAGUUCUGCCCCCGAGUCGAAUCUCAGCCGUGCAGCGCGCUACGCCGUGCCAUUCGCCCUCGUCCUAAUCCCUGUGUGGAGGACAAAAGUCAACGCCGAAGUGCCCGAGCCAUACCUUGAUGAGGUCUUUCACGUCCCCCAGGCUCAGGCGUACUGGGCACACAAGUGGACACACUGGGAUCCAAAGAUAACAACUCCCCCGGGCCUAUAUCUCUGGUCAUAUUUGCUUUGCGCCAUCCUUCUUGCUCUCCGCGGCUCUCCGACGCAGCUAGAUACCGAAGCUCUCCGCACCACCAAUGUCGCCACCACUGCGGUCUUCCUACCCUUUAGACUCCAGACGCUUUCGGAUGCUAUCCAUAAAGUGCGGAAUACCCGUCCAUUGGGUGCACGGUUGAGCCACACCGUCCUGAACAUCUGCCUGUUUCCGCCACUAUUUUUUUUCUCCGGCCUAUACUAUACCGAUAUUCUUGCCCUGUUAGUUGUGGUCGAGGCCUACAAUUGGGAUUUGAAGCGGGCAUCCGGAGGUCGCUAUGCAAUUUUAUAUUCCCUCGGCUUUCUCGCUUUUGGGCUCUUGGCGCUCGUUUGUCGCCAAACAAAUAUUUUUUGGGUUUCCGCAUUUCUAGGCGGGCUACAGGUUGUCAGAAGAGUCCGUCAUUCCUCAAAGGCAUGUGAUUCUUCUGAUUACUCUGCGAUUGUGAAACGGGGUCUACAGAAUGAGAUUUAUGACCCUCUGGUUUCGGAGGCUUCUUUGGAAGAUUAUGUCAAGACUGGAAUAUCUUUUGCAGCUGCAAGCCUGAAGAACCCCUUCUUGGUUAUUGGAUCGAUCAUUCCCCACCUCAUUAUCCUUGGGGCUUUUGGUGCAUUUGUCAUUUGGAACGAUGGCGUUGUUCUAGGUCAUAAGGAGUUCCACACUGCAGGUAUUCAUCUGGCUCAGAUGCUUUAUAUCUGGCCUUAUUUUAUGUUCUUCUCCUGGCCAAUCAUUGCUGUCCCUGUUCUCAACAUUCUUCUUCCGCGGCACUUCUUACCCAAGUACCUGAACUAUGGGUUCCCCGAGAAGCAAAAGAGACUACCAGGCAUUCUGGCAACUCUGGUUGCUCUGCCUGUGAUGGUCGCCAUUGUCCAUUUUAACACCGUCGUGCACCCUUUCACGCUGGCAGAUAAUCGACACUAUGUCUUCUACGUGUUCCGUCUUCUACUUGGUGUUCACCCGGCAAUCAAAUAUAGUGCUGUUCUGGUUUACUUCCUUUGUGGGUGGGCAGUGAUUUCUGCAUUUGGAUUCUCCCAUAUUCAAGCACCCCCUAAACUGCUUCGGGUUCCCGCCGCUGCGAAGCCGGCAGCCCCUGCAAUCAAGCCCUCACCAAAAGCGCAGCUUCGAGAAACCAGGAAAUCAACUCGGUCGCGGAAAACUCCUACCAAGAAGGAGACAAAUCCGCAACAAGCCAACCAAAUCACGCCUGAAGUUCUUGCUAAAGUUCAGCAGCACCUUAUUCAGCGACGAAAAGAACAGCCAGAGCCGCCACGGGUAAGCUUUGUUCUCAUCUGGCUCGCUGCAACCUCCUUGUCGCUUGUCACAGCGCCGCUUGUUGAGCCUCGCUACUUCAUCAUUCCGUGGGUGAUGUGGCGCCUGCAUCUGCCGCCCACACCGUCCCUCGCCGUGUUCCGUCAACACCAUCCUGAAAAUGAAGAAGAAAGAGCCCGUGCUGAUGUUGUGACCAAUGCUCCAAAGUUCCUGGAAACGGUAUGGUUUGUCAUCAUCAAUGCGGUGACUGGAUAUGUUUUCCUUUACAAGGGCUUUGAAUGGCCCCAGGAGCCGGGCAAGAUCCAACGAUUCAUGUGGUAA
This is a messenger RNA of Penicillium macrosclerotiorum, 1842 nucleotides long. It is a transcript of the gene alg10, whose product is annotated as dolichyl-P-Glc:Glc(2)Man(9)GlcNAc(2)-PP-dolichol alpha-1,2- glucosyltransferase. The record is from RefSeq and is a predicted model, not a curated record. NCBI's taxonomy places the organism in Eukaryota, Fungi, Ascomycota, Eurotiomycetes, Eurotiales, Aspergillaceae. The transcript is spliced from 3 exons. Gene Ontology annotation, biological process: protein N-linked glycosylation; dolichol-linked oligosaccharide biosynthetic process. Gene Ontology annotation, cellular component: endoplasmic reticulum. Bases 1 to 1842 code for a protein of 613 amino acids. Gene Ontology annotation, molecular function: dolichyl pyrophosphate Glc2Man9GlcNAc2 alpha-1,2-glucosyltransferase activity.